Molecule: messenger RNA, 7111 nt
Organism: Amphiprion ocellaris (clown anemonefish)
Lineage: Eukaryota; Metazoa; Chordata; Actinopteri; Pomacentridae
Exons: 17
Coding region: 619-2199 (526 amino acids)
Biological process (GO): regulation of DNA-templated transcription elongation; signal transduction; mRNA export from nucleus
Cellular component (GO): THO complex part of transcription export complex
Molecular function (GO): protein binding
Source: RefSeq, a predicted model, not a curated record
CAACAGCCAACAUAUUCAUUACAGAUGUACUGCUGCACAUCUCAGAUAUUUAAAAGUGUAAAAAUGCUGGCUGUAAAUCAUCAACAUGACUUUACAAAGGCCCAUGUCGAAGGCGGGAUGCCGCACCACGCCCACAUGUGCUGUCCAUUGGUGCGCUUUCACGCACUGCGUCACAACUGCGCAGCACCGCUGAUGCUGAAAGCACUGUUCCGGGUUAUAACUGCGCAGCAUCUACGUCAACAUGAUGUUGUGAUCUGCGGGGUGUCUGCUGCCUGCAAACCAGCACUGUGUUUGCGAAAGGAAUGAAUACAUCCACAUCAACACUCCAAAAAAAAGAAAAAAAAGAAAAAAGUCUGGCUGCAUGCGUUUGGAUUUUGGAGACUGUGAGCGCAAAAAGCUAAAAUGUUUUGAGUUGACAAAGAAGGGAUUUUGCUCUGGAAUGGACAUGCGAUGUGAAGACAUUGUUCAGCCGCGAGGGCUCUGAUUGCUUCUUAGCCCUUCAACGAAAAACCAACAGUCGAUGAGAGGAUCAUAUUGCCCCUCAGGUGCUUUUACGCGCAGCCGCUGCACGCCGUGGUCGAACAGAAAGUGUAACGGAGUCUGAUUACGCACAGGAGGAUGGUGGCGGUGAUGGCGAGCUGCGGGGCGGCUUGUCACCUGGAAGAUGGAGAUGGAGAUAUCCCUGCACCUGAAAACAAAGAUAACCUGACAGAAAGUGACAGUGGUUCAGAGAACACAGGUACAUCCACUGAGGAGAGCUCAGAGGAGGAAGAGGAGGAUGAAGAGGAGGAUGAGGACUCUGCAGAAGUUGGUGCUGAGAAGGAAGAAGAGGAAGAAGAUAAUGAGGAGACCAAUGCAGAGGAAUCUGAACAUGAAGCAGUAGCUGGACCUGAAGCGGAGGUUUUGAAUGGGAAAGAUGAGAGGCACUUCAAAUUAUGCUGUGAAAAAUGCAAAGCCAUCCAGCAGAGCCAUGGCAAUGAACUCGUCACCCCCAGGAGGAUCUCCAGGGGACGAUUCCAGGUGCAGCUGGAAGGAGAGGGCACGUAUGAGUGUUCAGUCACCGGCCUGGUUUUUGAAGCAUCCGAGCCAGUUCUGGUGCGAUACUCGAUCUUGUCCUGGUCCAAGUUUGGUUCGUUCCUGCGGGAUUCCUGGAAGUUUGCCGGACCCAUCUUCAACGUGGACACGGUCAACAAGGAUGCGUCUGUGCUCAAGUCCAUCCAGUUCCCUCACUCCGUCUGCCUAGCUCAUCCAGAAAAUGAGAUGACAUUCAGCGUCUUGCACAUAAAGAACAACCGUCCGCUCAUCGAGCCGACAGUGGACCACUCAGGUAGCCAUGUUAAGUGGAAUGUGACGUCCCUGUCUCCAGUGGGUCCCAUUAUUCAGACCAGCCAGGCUGUCGAGCACCACGGGGUGGUUCUGGUCUACAAGCAGCUCGGCAGUGACAACAACAACUACAGCUUCCACGUCUACCUGGCAACAAACAGCUCAUCUGAUAUCAAGGAUAUACGCAAACAGGUACAAGGAUACAAGAACCGCUACAUCAAGAUAGACAAGCCUCCCACAUGUAAACUGGAUGAAGGGACGUAUCGUCUCCUGAGCGAGCCAGAGGGAGAAAUCAAACCUCAGGACUUGAAAUUCACCCUCGCAGUUACAAAGAUGAAAGGCUACUUUGAAGCUUUCUUUGAGCAGGCUCCUCCUUUUAAAUUAUCUCUUAUAGAGAUUAACACUGAAGAGACUGUAUGGUCGGCUACCAUCAGAGAAGGUGACUGCGUUAAUAACUCCGAAAAGAAGCCAAGGAAAAGAACAAACAGCAGACAGAGGAGCAGCAGCCCCUCAGAAGAAGAAACAGUCUGUAAAAGACCGAGAUGGCAGGAUGAGUCAGAUGGGGUAAAAACAGCGACGACUCAGGGCCUGGACAUGUCAGAGAAGCAGCUACUGCAGGUGGCCAAGCGGCUCGGGAAGGAGUGGAAGCAGGUGGCCAUCUAUCUAGACUUGAACUCCCGGGAGCUGGACGACAUCCAGGCGGCAGAGAAAGAUGUGACCAUGCAGAAGCUGAAGAUGCUGGUGGAGUGGAAGAGAAGGCGGCCGGGAGAAGCCACGGCGUACCACCUGUGGAAGAGCGUGGAGGACCUGGAUGACUUACCAAAUGAGGUUAAUCAGACACUGCAAGAUAUGAUGGACAAUCGAGCAGCUAAGUGAACAGAAUGUGAACUGAAUGGACUACUGCAUAUCUGUUGCUCCAUCAUUGGGAAGAUGCAAAAUUCUCAGGAAUACAGCAAAGCAGAGGUGACUUCUGGACUAAACAUCAGCCCUUCCCUCAGUGUGUGUUUCUCUUUUGACUUUCCAGACAUAAAACCGUUGAGUUUAUCUUUUUGCAUUUUGUGAAAUGAGCCAUUGUCUUGACUUUGAAUAGGCAUUUCCCCCAACUUUAUUCAGAUGUGGUCCUUUGGUUCUGUAGAGAGAGCAAAACAGUCAAGCUGUACUAAAGCAUUGAAUUCUUGUGUAUCUGGAAUUUGAUGCUCGUCAUCAUCAGGUUUAAAGAUGACCAGUCAGGAUUUAGAGGUCAUUGAGAUAUUUAGUAGCUAAUUUUGUAGCCAGUAAUAAUAGUAAUUGUAGGUGCUGCAGUGUUUCAGCUGCAAAAACUGGGAAAAUCCAACCUGUAUAUAUUGUUUCACUUUGAACUGAUAUUUUUGUGGAACUUUUUAUAAACAAAUUAGGCAUUACACCACACGCACAGCCACGUGACUGUCCAAAGAGUUAUGGACUGAACGUGGUAAGGUUUUCUUUGAAAAAAAAAUUCAUCGUGAAUUUUGGCGCAAAAAAACGCCAUAGUAUACUAUGUCGAAAAAUGCCAUUUUUCAACAUUUUGUAAAAACGUGCCAUAUGAUGAAAUAAUGUAAAGGAGGCCGUGAAAAACACUCCAGGAAGGUUUUCUUUAAAAAAAAAAAAAAAAAAUCAUCAUGAAUUUUGGCGCAAAAGAACGCCAUAGUAUACUAUGUCGAAAAAAAAUGUCAUUUUUCAACAUGUAAAAACGUGCCAUAUGAUGAAAUAAUGUAAAGGAGGUGGUGAAAAACACUCCGGAAAGGUUUUCUUAGAUGAAAAAAAAUCAUCAUGAAUUUUGGCGCAGAAAAACGCCAUAGUAUACUAUGUCGAAAAAAAAUGCAAUUUUUCAACAUGUUGUAAAAACGUGCCAUAUGAUGAAAUAAUGUAAAGGAGGUGGUGAAAAACACUCCGGAAAGGUUUUGUUAGAUGAAAAAAAAUCAUCAUGAAUUUUGGCGCAAAAAAACGCCAUAGUAUACUAUGUCGAAAAAAAAAUGCAAUUUUUCAACAUGUUGUAAAAACGUGCCAUAUGAUGAAAUAAUGUAAAGGAGGCCGUGAAAAACACUCCGGAAAGGUUUUCUUUGAAAAAAAGAAUCAUCAUGAAUUUUGGCGCAAAAAAACGCCAUAGUAUACUAUGUCGAAAAAAAAUGUCAUUUUUCAAAAUGUUGUAAAAACAUGCCAUAUGAUGAAAUAAUGUAAAGGAGGCCGUGAAAAACACUCCAGAAAGGUUUUCUUUUAAAAAAAAAAUCAUCAUGAAUUUUGGCGCAAAAAAAACGCCUUACUAUACUAUGUCGAAAAAAAAAUGCAAUUUUUCAACAUGUUGUAAAAACGUGCCAUAUGAUGAAAUAAUGUAAAGGAGGGCGUGAAAAAUACUCCGGAAAGGUUUUCUUUGAAAAAAACAAUCAUCAUGAAUUUUGGCACAAAAAAACGCCAUAGUAUACUAUGUCGAAAAAAAAUGUCAUGUUUCAACAUGUUGUAAAAACGUGCCAUAUGAUGAAAUAAUGUAAAGGAGGCCAUGAAAAACACUCCAGAAAGGUUUUCUUUGAAAAAAAAAUCAUCAUGAAUUUUGGCGCAAAAAAAUGCCUUACUAUACUAUGUCGAAAAAAAAUGCAAUUUUUCAACAUGUUGUAAAAACGUGCCAUAUGAUGAAAUAAUGUAAAGGAAGCCGUGAAAAACACUCCAGAAAGGUUUUCUUUGAUAAAAAAAAAUCAUCAUGAAUUUUGGCGCAAAAAAACGCCAUAGUAUACUAUGUCGAAAAAAAAAUGCAAUUUUUCAACAUGUUGUAAAAACGUACCAUAUGAUGAAUAAUGUAAAGGAGGCCAUGAAAAACACUCCGGAAAGGUUUUCUUUGAAAAAAAAAAAAAAAAAAAUCAUCAUGAAUUUUGGCGCAAAAAAACGCCAUAGUAUACUAUGUCGAAAAAUGUCAUUUUUCAACAUUUUAUAAAAACGUGCCAUAUGAUGAAAUAAUGUAAAGGAGGCCGUGAAAAACACUCCAGAAAGGUUUUCUUUGAAAACAAAAUCAUCAUGAAUUUUGGCGCAAAAAAAACGCCUUACUAUACUAUGUCGAAAAAAAAUGCGAUUUUUCAAACAUGUUGUAAAAACGUGCCAUAUGAUGAAAUAAUGUAAAGGAGGCAGUGAAAAACACUCCAGAAAGGUUUUCUUUGAAAAAAAAAUCAUCAUGAAUUUUGGCGCAAAAAAAACGCCUUACUAUACUAUGUCGAAAAAAAAUGCGAUUUUUCAAACAUGUUGUACAAACGUGCCAUAUGAUGAAAUAAUGUAAAGGAGGCCGUGAAAAACACUCCAGAAAGGUUUUCUUUAAAAAAAAAAAAAAAUCAUCAUGAAUUUUGGCGCAAAAAAACGCCAUAGUAUACUAUGUCGAAAAAAAUAAUGCAAAUUUUCAACAUGUUGUAAAAACGUGCCAUAUGAUGAAAUAAUGUAAAGGAGGCCGUGAAAAACACUCCAGAAAGGUUUUCUUUGAAAAAAAAAUCAUCAUGAAUUUUGGCGCAAAAAAAAUGCCUUACUAUACUAUGUCGAAAAAAAAUGCAAUUUUUCAACAUGUUGUAAAAACGUGCCAUAUGAUGAAAUAAUGUAAAGGAAGCCGUGAAAAACACUCCAGAAAGGUUUUCUUUGAUAAAAAAAAAUCAUCAUGAAUUUUGGCGCAAAAAAACGCCAUAGUAUACUAUGUCGAAAAAAAAAUGCAAUUUUUCAACAUGUUGUAAAAACGUACCAUAUGAUGAAUAAUGUAAAGGAGGCCAUGAAAAACACUCCGGAAAGGUUUUCUUUUAAAAAAAAAAAAAAAAAAAAUCAUCAUGAAUUUUGGCGCAAAAAAACGCCAUAGUAUACUAUGUCGAAAAAAAUGUCAUUUUUCAACAUGUUGUAAAAACGUGCCAUAUGAUGAAAUAAUGUAAAGGAGGCCGUGAAAAACACUCCAGAAAGGUUUUCUUUGAAAACAAAAUCAUCAUGAAUUUUGGCGCAAAAAAAACGCCUUACUAUACUAUGUCGAAAAAAAAUGCGAUUUUUCAAACAUGUUGUAAAAACGUGCCAUAUGAUGAAAUAAUGUAAAGGAGGCAGUGAAAAACACUCCAGAAAGGUUUUCUUUGAAAAAAAAAUCAUCAUGAAUUUUGGCGCAAAAAAAACGCCUUACUAUACUAUGUCGAAAAAAAAUGCGAUUUUUCAAACAUGUUGUAAAAACGUGCCAUAUGAUGAAAUAAUGUAAAGGAGGCCGUGAAAAACACUCCAGAAAGGUUUUCUUUAAAAAAAAAAAAAAACAUCAUGAGUUUUGGCGCAAAAAAACGCCAUAGUAUACUAUGUCGAAAAAAAUAAUGCAAAUUUUCAACAUGUUGUAAAAACGUGCCAUAUGAUGAAAUAAUGUAAAGGAGGCCGUGAAAAACACUCCAGAAAGGUUUUCUUUGAAAAAAAAAUCAUCAUGAAUUUUGGCGCAAAAAAAACGCCUUACUAUACUAUGUCGAAAAAAAAAUGUCACUUUUCAACAUGUUGUAAAAACGUGCCAUAUGAUGAAAUAAUGUAAAGGAAGCCGUGAAAAACACUCCAGAAAGGUUUUCUUUGAUAAAAAAAAAAUCAUCAUGAAUUUUGGCGCAAAAAAACGCCAUAGUAUACUAUGUCGAAAAAAAAUGUCACUUUUCAACAUGUUAUAAAAACGUGCCAUAUGAUGAAAUAAUGUAAAGGAGGCCGUGAAAAACACUCCGGAAAGGUUUUCUUUGAAAAAAAAAAUAAUCAUGAAUUUUGGCGCAAAAAAACGCCAUAGUAUACUAUGUCGAAAAAAAAAAUGCAAUUUUUCAACAUGUUGUAAAAACGUACCAUAUGAUGAAUAAUGUAAAGGAGGCCAUGAAAAACACUCCGGAAAGGUUUUCUUUGAAAAAAAAUCAUCAUGAAUUUUGGCGCAAAAAAACGCCAUAGUAUACUAUGUCGAAAAAUGUCAUUUUUCAACAUUUUAUAAAAACGUGCCAUAUGAUGAAAUAAUGUAAAGGAGGCCGUGAAAAACACUCCAGAAAGGUUUUCUUUGAAAAAAAAAUCAUCAUGAAUUUUGGCGCAAAAAAAACGCCUUACUAUACUAUGUCGAAAAAAAAUGCGAUUUUUUCAAACAUGUUGUAAAAACGUGCCAUAUGAUGAAAUAAUGUAAAGGAGGCAGUGAAAAACACUCCAGAAAGGUUUUCUUUGAAAAAAAAAAUCAUCAUGAAUUUUGGCGCAAAAAAAACGCCUUACUAUACUAUGUCGAAAAAAAAUGCAAUUUUUCAACAUGUUGUAAAAACGUGCCAUAUGAUGAAAUAAUGUAAAGGAAGCCGUGAAAAACACUCCAGAAAGGUUUUCUUUGAUAAAAAAAAAUCAGCAUGAAUUUUGGCGCAAAAAAACGCCAUAGUAUACUAUGUCGAAAAAAAAUGUCACUUUUCAACAUGUUGUAAAAACGUGCCAUAUGAUGAAAUAAUGUAAAGGAGGCCGUGAAAAACACUCCGGAAAGGUUUUCUUUGAAAAAAAAAAUCAUCAUGAAUUUUGGCGCAAAAAAACGCCAUAGUAUACUAUGUCGAAAAAAAUAAUGCAAUUUUUCAACAUGUUGUAAAAACGUGCCAUAUGAUGAAAUAAUGUAAAGGAGGCCGUGAAAAACACUCCAGAAAGGUUUUCUUUGAAAAAAAAAAAUCAUCAUGAAUUUUGGCGCAAAAAAACGCCAUAGUAUACUAUGUCGAAAAAAAAUGCGAUUUUUCAAACAUGUUGUAAAAACGUGCCAUAUGAUGAAAUAAUGUAAAGGAGGCCGUGAAAAACACUCCAGAAAGGUUUU